AUGGGCUUAUCACACCUGUGGAGCAGCAGCAUGCUUAUGAAUAAUGGCAACAAGAGCAGAGACUACAGUGCGCUCAUGUUUUCGGGCCAGUUCCCGAGGGUGUACAACUGUGAAGAUGUGGAGGCUGGCUGGUUUGACUGGUGGGAGAGUGCAAGCAUUCAUACCCCUCCCAAGGAGGCAAAGGAAGAAGGUACAUUCAGCAUGGUGUUGCCCCCACCGAACAUCACUGGUGAUUUGCAUCUUGGCCAUGCGCUGACUGUCACCAUACAGGACACAUUGGUGCGCUGGCAUCGUAUGUGUGGCAAGCGAGUGGUGUGGGUGCCCGGCUGCGACCAUGCUGGGAUUGCCACCCAGCUGGUGGUAGAGAAGCAGCUCUGGGCUGAGCAGGGAAUCACACGGCAGCAGCUGGGACGUCAGGCAUUCCUGGAGGCCACUCAUGCUUGGAAGAAGCAGAAAGAAGCCAACAUUCUCAGGCAGCUGAAGAGGCUUGGUGCGUCCCUCGAUUAUUCACGAUACAUGUUCACCAUGGACAAGCCAAUGAACGAAGCGGUCACGACAGCAUUUGUGAGGCUCUUCGAUGCGGGUCUUAUCUACCGGGAAAAGAAGAUGGUGAACUGGUGCUACUGGCUGCAGUCGGCCAUCUCGGACAGUGAGGUCAAACAUGUUCCCAUAUCCCCUGGCGAAGUAAUAAAGGUGCCUGGAUCAGACUAUGGAGUUGAAGUUGGCUUCCUCGAAAAAGUUGCCUUUCCCAUUGACAACUCUGAGAUUGAGGUUGCAACCACCCGACUAGAGACGAUGCUUGCUGACACGGCUUUGGCUGUCCACCCUGAAGACCCCCGUUACGCUCACUUCAUUGGGCGCCGAGCGAGGCACCCAAUAACAGGCCGAGAGCUGCCUGUUGUGGCUGACAGCCAAGUGGACAGAAGUUUUGGAACUGGGGCCAUGAAGGUGACACCCGGCUAUAGUAAGAUGGACUAUGCACUCUCCAAGAAGCACUCUCUGCCUGCCCUGGAGUGCUUCGAUGACGAGGGUAGGGUCAUCGAAGGCUACAACGCAUUCACUGGCCUAUCGCGGUUUGAAGUGCGAGAUGCCAUCCGCGAACGACUGCAGCAGACAGGGGCAUACCGCAGUCGCCUGCCGCAUGCGACUACUGUGCCCGUCUGCAGCCGCUCAGGGGACCUCCUGGACUUCCGGCUCAAGCCACAGUUCUUCCUGAGACUUGAACGGCUCGCACGGGAGGCACUGCAGGCAGUGGAAAGUGGAGAGCUGGUGCUUGAGCCAGACCAUUGCCGGAAAGCCUGGUUGGAGUGGCUUACAAAAACCGAGGACUGGUGCAUAUCUCGUCAACUGUGGUGGGGCCACCAGAUUCCGGCCUACAGAGUGCUCAAUGCCGAUAGCGAGGAGGUGUGGGUGAGCGCAGCAACUGCUCAGGAGGCAGCUGCCAAGGCUGCUGGGAAGCUGGGAGUGGAGCGGGAGGAUGUGCUGCAUUUGCGACAAGAUGAAGAUGUCCUGGAUACAUGGUUCUCUUCCGCACUUUUCCCGUUCUCCGUGUUUGGCUGGCCACAAAAGACUCGGUCCCUGCGCCAAUUCUACCCACUGUCUGUGAUGGAGACUGGACAAGAUAUCCUGUUCUUCUGGGUGGCACGCAUGGUCAUGCUGGGCAAAGAACUCACCGAACAACUGCCUUUCAAUAAGGUUCUGCUACAUGGCAUGAUCCGAGACUCGGAAGGGCGUAAGAUGUCAAAGUCUCUUGGCAAUGUCCUUGAUCCACUUGACAUCAUCCAUGGAAAGUCUUUACAGGACAUGGAGGCAGCAACUUAUGAUCUGCACCGACGAGGCUACAUCGGUAAAGAAGAACUGCGCACAGCAUUAAGAAGUCAGCGGAAGGCAUUCCCCAAUGGCGUCACUAAGUGUGGCAGUGAUGCUCUGCGCCUGGCUCUGCUUUUAUACGACGUCACAGAUUCAGUCGCAGCUGAGUGUGGUGGAUCGUUGGCUCCUGAGCUGCCUUGCACAUUUUGUCAGCACCUGUAACGAUUCUCUGUCAAGCGGAAGACUGCACCACUUUGCUGCUGCCAUCCAAACCUUCGUUGUUCUGCAGCUCUGCGAUGUUUAUCUGGAGAGUAUGAAAGCAGCAGUUUGGGAGAGUCGCACCUCAGAAUUGGAGCGAACAUGCAGCGUCCUCUGGGUGGCUAUGGGCACCACGCUACGCCUCAUGGCACCUGCAGCACCCUUCCUCUGCGAAGAGGUCCACCAGCGUCUGUCGGCACUGUUUGACAAAGGAGAAAGCAUUCCCAGCAGUAUUUGCACAGCUCCUUAUCCCACUAGUGAACAGUGGUGUCUGUGGAGGGCGGAAGACUUGGAGCGUAGCAUGCAGCGGACCCUGGCCAUUGUUUCGUCACUGCGCAGUGCCAGACUGUCGUGCGGGUUGAAGCAGCCCAGAGCAUUCGUCAUGAUGGAGGAUGAAAACGCUGACUUUGUACGUCAGCUAGCUCCGACCAUGUGCCACUUGGCAAAGCUGCAAGAACUCACGGUACUCAGCAGCACCACUUUGUCGUGGGAACCACCAAGUGAGGCUCACUGGACACGAGCCAUGGUGGACUCCAGUGCAGAUAUCUAUAUUGAGACUGAUAAAGAAGCGGUUCAGAUGGCACUGCAGCAGCGCCUUGAGAAGCUCCUCAACAGGCUCAACUCCCUGGAGCGGCGACAGUCACAUCCAAGAUACAGGUUCCAAAACUCUGCAGCAGAGCAGGCCAGGCACACUGAACAGAUUGCCAACAUGAAGAAAGAAAUCGCAACGCUGCAGGGAUCUUAACAUUCCGCAGGUGCAGUUGUUAUCCCCAAAGGCAAAGGACGGCACAAGGUGGACAGUUCUUACGGAUAAAUGUGACUCCUGUGGUUUUGUUGACUUUCUCCAUGAACAUAAGUGUUUCUUUGUGAUUUUCUUUUUUUUUUUUGUGUGCAACAACGAUAUGAUCUCAUGAGGUUUUUAAGUAUGGUCAGUCUUCUGCAAAGAACAAGCUUUGACUGAAGAGUUCAACAUAGUUACUGUGUGACUCAUUUACUGCAUAGACCACUUAUAAGUCGCCGGAGUCGCGAAUAUCCGCACUUUAAGCGGUACCGCACUAUAACCAAAACAACAUUUUCAAAAGCUGCACGUGUGCAUAAAAUGAUGAACAGGCAGCCGCGCGAUUCUUACAAUCGGGGCAUGUGACUUAGGUCUAAAUUUGCAUCCACUUAAGUUUGCAAAUUUUGAAAGGUAAAGACUGGAACAAACUGCGCUGGACACGGGACAGUGAAAGAACGACAGGUCUGUCGUUUUUUCAGCGUCCCGUGUCCUGCGCUGUUAAUCCCCGUCUUAAUCAUGUGCCAACGAGCCCAGUUAGGUGCACUCCUGAAAGGUUAACGUCUGUGCAACCGUGCUGCCGACAUAACGAACACAGGAAAAAAAAAAUUUGCAGUGGCUUAGCUCAGCCAUGCCAGGAUAUACGUAGCGUUAGCAAAGGUUCAGCUGAUUAUUCUUAGCUUUCCAGAUUGUCUAUGAUUAUUAGCCUUCUUCUGUUCAUUCUUCGUAAGCUGACCCGCCAAUUGCCAGGCAACUACUUUGGGAUCCGAUGAGAUAAGCUUCUCAGCUUUUCUGCGCCGUUGAGCAGCAUUUGCGCUCUCCUUCUCCAUGGCGUUACCCACCUGCAAACGUCAGUCAGAGGCGCUAUCAAGCGGCUCCAGCGCAGUGUCAGACGGCGACUGCACAGCGAAGGCGAAUAGCUGCGCGCGCGCCGGCGCCAGUGUGUCUGCCAUGGCUACGUCACUCCUCUCGAAUGUGCAGACCAGCAGCGGCGAGCCGCGUGCGGCGGUGGCGGAGUGUUCGCGCGCCGGCGCCAAUGUGUCUGCCGCGGCUACGACGCCACUCCUCCCGAACGCGCAGACCAGCAGCGGCUAGAGCGACUAGACCAGUAGCGGCUAGCAGCGGCGAGUCGCGCGCGGCGGUGGUGGAGAGCGUGUGAGAUGCCGACUCCGGUGAGCCAGCUGUGCUGAUCCUCGCGCAUGCGCAGCACAGCUCAUGAGGAUCCACGCGAAAAUCGGCUCCGGCUAGGCAAGUGUAUACCUGACGCUACAAAAGAAGAAAAAAAAAGCGCCGUAGCAGAAUGUUGCCGACUAACUUUCCGGGUACCCUCGUUUACGCGGACUUCACGGUAGCACGCUGCGCAGAAACUAUAAACUUUUUCACAGACGGCUCCCUGGGCGCCGCAUAGUCCUCUCUGGGCUGCGCUAAAUAGGCGCGACCCCCCAGAAGUGCACUGCCGAGGCUGGGACGUCAGCCUUUGUACUCCCCCGCGCAGCCCAGCAAGGCGGCGUUUUUUCUUUCCUGUGAAAAGAUCUAUAAGUCGAACGGCAACUGAAAUUCCGCACAUUUUUGAUUUUCUGGGUGCGUGCGCAAUGUCGAAAACGGUGGCGACCGCGAACUGCCACUCGAAUGUUGCACUGCACGCGCUCCUUUUAGUUAAAGAUGUAAGUCACCCCUUCCAAAUGCGACAACUGCAAAACGUUUCGUUGACUCGGCACCACGGUGAGCUCGGCACUGAACCAGCUUUGGUCGUCCGCGGUCACUACCGAUGAGGCAGCUAGCGCUCGUUAGGCUUAGCGUGCGGUUACAACCAGCGUUUACGUUGCAACUUUGCAUGUCGUUGCGUAAAGAUAACACGGAGAUCGGGCAAAGAA
Molecule: messenger RNA, 4716 nt
Organism: Rhipicephalus sanguineus (brown dog tick)
Lineage: Eukaryota; Metazoa; Arthropoda; Arachnida; Ixodida; Ixodidae
Product: valine--tRNA ligase, mitochondrial
Biological process (GO): valyl-tRNA aminoacylation
Cellular component (GO): cytosol
Molecular function (GO): ATP binding; aminoacyl-tRNA deacylase activity; valine-tRNA ligase activity
Source: RefSeq, a predicted model, not a curated record